AUGGAUCAAUGCGAUCAGCUGGAUCCGUUCUCCAGUGAGAAUCUUUGGCGACUCUCCAAAUUCAGCAUAGAAGCUCUGCAGCCGCUGGAGUCUCUACCAUGGCACGCUGCUCUACCUGAAAUUCCGAGAACUUGCUUCGAGGCACCUAGCGAACCCAAAGAAAAAAUUGAUACGUCGCUAUGGAAGCUCGACUUCUUUCCAAAUGACUUGGAGCCGCCUGAAUCAGCUACCGACUCAAUCAUCAAUUCCUCCAUAGAAGGCCUAUCCGAUGCGCCAUCUGACCCUGUAGCAGACACAGCCGAGGAAGAGAACAACCUUUGGUCCUUGGACAUACUACGAGAAGACGAUGCCCAAGUCAUCCCGCAACAAACUUGGGAAAAAUUUACGGAGAGGCCCUUUCAAGAGCCGGUAUCUGCUUACUUCAGUGAAUCGGGCCCGAGGGGAUUUGAUGCAGCCCUGGCAAAGCAGACACUGAUAAAAAAACAGAAACCAAAUCGACUAGCUCAAACAGAUGUGUACAUUCGGUCUCUGUUUCGUCUGGGGUUGGGCUGGAACUCAUCUUUCUUUCGGUACAACGAAACCACGUAUCAGUUUGAGAAAGAGACCAAGGAUAUUAGAGUCUCCGGUGUCAGCUCUAUGGCAUUAGACGAUGUCGUUGGUUAUGUGCUACAGUGUGGCACCAAUAUGCACCAGAUGCGAUUAUUCGCGCAAGAUCCUCCCGCAAUGUGCAAAGAACUGUCCGCUCUAUUCACUCUGAGCCGCAUAGUCGCUGUUGUCGUCUUUAAUCUCGAGCAGCAGAUCUUUGGCCACUCCCAGCAACUCGCCUCACUACUCCAAAUCAGGGCCUUGUUUGACCGUUGCGGGGAUCUGAUGGGUGCAUUGGCUACUAUUGUCAGCACAGCUCAAAAGGCUUCCUCAGAUGCACAAAUCAUAUCAAUUGUGACGCAGCGUGCAGCCUCCUUUGCUCAGAAGUUUGGCUGGAUGGAGAACCUGUUGCAUGAGAUGGUGAUUCGAGUUACCGACCCAUGGUUCAAAUUCAUCGACGGUUGGAUCGGGCUUCGACCUGAAGAUGCAGCACUUGAAGAAUCAAUCGCUGGUGGUAAAACAUUUAUCGAGCGAGAGGUUCAUCAGCCUGGCAAGUUCAAAACUGGACCGGCACGAAUCGAGCACGUCUUCCAAGCAGACCACAUGCCGUCGUUCGUCCCUGCUGAUCAAGCACACUCCAUCUUCGAGAGUGGACGAAGCCUUCGAAUGCUGAAGCAGUCACAUCCGAACCAUCCUAUCGCGCGGCAUGAUGUUCUUUCCCGAGCUGGCCGUCUUCAUUUACAUUGUGCGACCACCUGGGCUGACAUCGAGCACAUUCAGACCAAGGCCCAGAAGUAUGAAUCCAAUCUUCGCGCUGAAAUUAAAAGAUAUCACCGAGGAGAGCCAGCGAUUUCAUCUACUCCAUCUGAAGCACCCACACAGGGUGCCAAACAGUCGGCGGAAGCAAGUGCCAUGAGAGGAACUUUUGAGAUUUUCGACAUCGACGAUGAAAACCAAAUCUCCGGGCCUUUUACAAACCGAAUGGCUCUCUCGAGCGAUAAUUUCAACCAACUGAUUGACAAAGCCCGGAGAUUUGAGCCUGAGCCGAUUGAGCAGAGAAGCCACUUCGGCCCGGAAUUGACAUCUGGCCUCCAUCUUUCCCUUGCCCCGAUUAUCUCGUCUCAAGCCCUUCUCAUCGACUACUCAUGCCUACAUCAUCUCUUCAAAGAACAUCAAAUGCGACAUAAUCUGAAUUUACAAUGGCGGUUCCAGCUACUGGGAGAAGGCUCUUUCGUGUCACGCCUGUCUCAUUCUCUUUUCGACUCAGAGAUGGAAAGUGGAGAAAGAAAGGCCGGUGUUAUACGUACUGGUGUGGACACCGGUCUACGGCUCGGUAGUCGAGACACUUGGCCACCAGCCAGUUCAGAGUUGCGUCUUGUGUUGAUCGGUCUUCUCGGAGACUGUUACUUCGGCAACGCAGACCCAGAGGAAUCCGAAAAGGGCCAAAAUCAAAAAGAAAACGAAAUGCCAGGUGGGCUUAGCUUCGGAAUUCGAGACCUGUCCGACGAAGAGAUUGACAGAUGUAAGGAUCCAAGCUCAAUCGAGGCUCUGGACUUUCUUCGUCUACAAUACACACCACCUGAAGCGCUCGAGUCUAUCAUUACUUCACGGUCUCUCGACAAAUAUGACCGCCUUUUCAAACAUCUGCUUCGGUUACUCCGCAUGAUUUCUGUUGUCAAAGGUCUCGUUCGUGACUCGACCGUGCGAGGAUCUCUGUCAGGAGACACACGGAACGUGUUCCAGAAGUUCAGGGUGGACGCCCAACACUUUAUUUUAGCAGUUAGCGACUACUGCUUCCACAUUGGCAUUGGAUCAACCUGGCAACGCUUCCAAGAAACACUUGCGAAGAUCGAGCACUGUCUGGACCGUGGUGAUAUCGACGGCACAAUCGAAGCCGCCCACUCUGUACCAAGACUCCGCGACUACCAUGAAGAUAUGCUUGACCAGAUGCUAUUCGCGUUCUUCCUGAGCAAGCGGCACGCACAGGCGGCCAAAUUGCUUGAAUCGAUCUUCAGCACUAUCCUCGCCUUCAGUCCAUUAUCAAAGGCAGAUGGGAGCGGGCAGCGUCAUGAAGCUGAAGGGACCGCUCUUUACUUGUAUCAAACAUUCCGCAGACAAAGCUCUGCAUUCGUUGGAUACCUACGCAGUAUGGAGUCUGGCAAGGCUACUUCAAAAUCUAUGGCGAGGUCGGGAGCAUUUUUCUCAUCCCAUACGGAGACUACCAGUGUUUUUGAGCACCUCCGUGUGAGAUUAGAUUUCAAGGAAUACUACUGA
Penicillium antarcticum is the source of this 2859-nucleotide messenger RNA. Its product is annotated as tubulin gamma complex associated family protein. Gene Ontology annotation, biological process: microtubule nucleation; cytoplasmic microtubule organization; spindle assembly. The record is from RefSeq and is a predicted model, not a curated record. The transcript is spliced from 2 exons. Gene Ontology annotation, cellular component: spindle pole; equatorial microtubule organizing center; gamma-tubulin complex. The coding region runs from base 1 to 2859 and encodes 952 amino acids. Lineage: Eukaryota; Fungi; Ascomycota; Eurotiomycetes; Eurotiales; Aspergillaceae. Gene Ontology annotation, molecular function: microtubule minus-end binding; gamma-tubulin binding.